Messenger RNA from Rotaria sordida, 528 nucleotides. The record is from the annotation of a GenBank genome assembly. NCBI's taxonomy places the organism in Eukaryota, Metazoa, Rotifera, Eurotatoria, Philodinida, Philodinidae.
AUGGCCGGCGUCGCAAGAAAACAAAAAGUUAUAACUCGUUUAACAACUUAUUAUUCUGAUUUAACUGAUAAUACAGCUGAUCGUAUUUACGAUAAAGCAAUGAACUUGUAUCAUGAAUCACCUCAAUCUCGGAUAGGUACACUCGUACACGUCUCCACUACAUCAACUGGCAAUGGAUCAUGGUGCUUUCCACUCAUAGGUUUUGCUUCGAAUGGUUCGCUCGUUGCUCAAAUCUAUAAUGGAGCAACAAUAUUAUCGGUCACUGCAUCCGUUAUUAUUCCUCUCUCAUCACCAUUCUGGACUCAUAUCGUACAAACGUGGAGUUCGACAAAUGGUCUUCGUCUCUACAUUGACAAUAUUCUAGUUGCUUCUCGAUCAUCAGCAACAGUAUUCGCUGCUAGUGGAAUGACACCCAAUUAUUUGACAUUAGCUAGUAGCCUUUCAGGAUCGGGAUCGUGCUGGGCAGGUGGAAUCGAUCUCGCCAGUUCGUUCACAGGUAGUGUCGAUGAUUUCAGAAUUUAUAGUUGA